AUGAAACAAAAAGGUAUGCAGAAUCAACAAGAUAUAGAAAAGACUAAGAUGUGGGGAUCGAGAUUCCUAGUUCUAGAAGAAGAUGAUGUGCUGGAAAACUUGGACACGAAAUUUGAAAAAGCUGAGGACAUCAAAGAUGAAACACAAAAUUAUGUCAAUGAGGUGUUUCAGGAAGAGACAUCAUUAGAAAACUUAGAAGAAAGGCCAUACAUGGAGAAUAUGGGAUCAAGCAGAAAAAGGAAGGAAAGCAGAAAAGUCAACACUCAUGCCAUACUUGAAAUAACAUCCAAAGGCAUUUGUAAAGACAAAAUUAAAGGAGGUUUGAAUCGAGGCAAUGCCAAAAGAAGCAUGGAAAAUUUACUUGAGGGUCUUAAACAAAGACCUGGGAGUAAAAGGCUACACAAACAUAUUGGUCUCAUCAUAGGAGACUUUGAACUCGGUGCUCCUUCUACUAGGCCUGCUAUAAAUCCGAUCUAA
This is a messenger RNA of Vicia faba (fava bean), 477 nucleotides long. Lineage: Eukaryota; Viridiplantae; Streptophyta; Magnoliopsida; Fabales; Fabaceae. The record is from the annotation of a GenBank genome assembly.